AGUUUCUCUCCCAGGAUCACCACUCCUCCCUCUCACAUGAUAUAGGCAAUCUUACUAUGUCCAUUUAAUAGAUGGACAAUUUGAGAUUCUAGGAGAUCACACAGCGAGUAACUGGCAAAGCUGUGGCUUGAACCUGGUCAAGCUGACCCCACGAGCUGCUUUAUAACUGCCCCUCAGGCUGAGACCGAACAGCCCCAGCCACCACCCCCAGGAGACGGUCCCCCAACCCCCAUGUCCCUGGCAGGCGUGCCUGAGCCCUUGAUUCUCACACCAACCCCUCGAUAGUACUUACUGGUAUCUCCAUUUUGCACAUGUGGGAACUAAAGAUACAUGACUUAUCCAAGGACCCUCAAAGGCUGAGGAUCUCAGUGGGAAAAGCAAGAGACGUCUGGGCUCACAGCAGCGUGGGGAAGUUCGCCCUCUCCAAGGCAGAGACCCUCUCCGUCAGGGUCCCUUCAAGGUCACCACCCCCCUCACCUGUCGGUGUGCACCUUCCUCUGGGACGGCCAACAGCCUGAUGUGGGCUCCAUGCACAGAAGCAGGUCAGGUGGCCAGGCUGGUUGAGGAUGGUGAUGUUACCCCUGCCUGCUCAGAGCCCAGGUGUGUGCCAGUUACUUGGAUUGUGUUCCUGGAAUUCCCAGGAGGAGCACUGGGGCUCCAGAUCCCAGUGUUCCAGCCCUCUGUCCUUGUGCAAACCUUUCCCUUCCCCUCCUUGAACCUUAAUUGCCUCAUCUGUAAAAUGGGGAGCAAUCACAUCGGGGCAUCAGGUACUUUCAGAAGGAGUGGCGGUAUAGAAGAAUUAAUGUCAGUUCAACAGGAAAACGUUCCUACUUUCUCAAGCUGUUGUCAGGGCCAUGCCAUGAAAUGACCGUUAGGCAGGAAAGUCUCUGGAUGCCGCCAGACCCGCGGAGGAGGGCCUGGAAGAGGACCCAGGGUCAAGUCCACACAGGAACUACUGACCACAGCCCAGAUGGAGAAGUUGUAGCAGCAGAACACUUCUUGGAAGACGUUCUGGAAGAGGAGGCACUUGCUCUGGGCCUUGAGGAGCACCACACCCAACGUGGGGCUUGAACUCACAACCCGGAGAUCAAGAGUCACUUGCUCUUCUGACAGAGCCAGCCAGGGCUUUCUGAUUUGCCACUUCCUCCUCCUCUCAGAGUGUCUCUUCUGGGGGCCAAGGUGAGAGGUGAGAGAGGAUGACCACAGAGAUCAGCGCUCGGGGCAGACAGCGUGCCAUUGGGCAUGAGGAAUACAGCCUGUAUAGCAGCCUGAGUGAGGAUGAGCUGGUCCAGAUGGCCAUCGAGCAGAGCCUGGCUGACAAGACUCGGGGCCCAACCACUGCUGAGGCCACUGCGUCCACGUGUGUCAACCGCCAACCUGCCCAUUUCUACCCAUGGACCAGGUCGACUGUGCCUCCCGAGAACCCGCCCGCCUCGGCCCCCAAGGGCCUGUUCCAAGGGGUCAUGCAGAAAUACAAGAACUCCCAGCUGGCGCCUGUGGACCCCGUGCUGAAGGCCAUCAAGGAAGGGGACGAAGAGGCCUUGAAGGCUAUGAUCAAGGCAGGGAAGAAUCUCGCAGAGCCCAACAAGGAAGGCUGGCUGCCACUGCAUGAGGCGGCCUAUUACGGCCAGCUGAGCUGCCUGAAGGCCCUGCAGCAAGCAUACCCAGGAGUCAUCGACCAGCGCACCUUGCAGGAGGAAACGGCCCUUUACCUGGCAACGUGCAGGGGACACCUGGACUGCCUCCGAUCUCUGCUCCAGGCUGGGGCUGAGCCUGACAUCUCCAACAAGUCCCGAGAGACACCGCUCUACAAAGCCUGCGAGCGCAAGAACGUGGAGGCCGUGCGGAUCCUGGUGCAGCACAACGCGGACACCAACCACCGCUGUAACCGAGGCUGGACAGCGCUGCACGAGUCUGUUUCUCGCAACGACCUGGAGGUCAUGGAGAUCCUGGUGAGCAGAGGCGCCAAGGUGGAAUCCAAGAAUGCCUACGGCAUCACCCCCUUGUUCGUGGCAGCCCAGAGUGGGCAGCUGGAGGCCCUGAGGUUCCUGGCCAAAUACGGCGCCGACAUCAACACGCAGGCCAGUGACAAUGCGUCCGCCCUCUACGAGGCUUGCAAGAAUGAGCACGAGGAUGUGGUGGAGUUCCUGCUCUCGCAAGGCGCCGACGCCAACAAGGCCAACAAGGAUGGCAUGCUCCCGCUGCACAUCGCCUCCAAGAAGGGCAACUACAGGAUCGUGCAGAUGCUGCUGCCGGUGACCAGCCGCACGCGCGUGCGCCGUAGCGGCAUCAGCCCGCUGCACCUGGCCGCCGAGCGCAACCACGACGGGGUGCUCGAGGCGCUGCUGGGCGCGCGCUUCGACGUGAACGCGCCGCUGGCGCCCGAGCGCGCGCGCCUCUACGAGGACCGCCGCAGCUCGGCGCUCUACUUCGCCGUGGUCAACAACAACGUGUACGCCACCGAGCUGCUGCUGCUCGCCGGCGCCGACCCCAACCGCGACCUCAUCAGCCCCCUGCUCGUGGCCAUCCGCCACGGCUGCCUGCGCACCAUGCAGCUGCUGCUGGACCACGGCGCCGACAUCGACGCCUACAUCGCGACGCACCCCACCGCCUUCCCCGCCACCAUCAUGUUCGCCAUGAAGUACCUGUCGCUGCUCAAGUUCCUCAUGGACCUGGGCUGCGACGGCGAGCCCUGCUUCUCGUGCCUGUACGGCAACGGCCCGCACCCGCCCGCGCCGCCGCGCUCCAACCGGUUCAGCGACACGCCCGCCACCGACAAGGAGCCCGCCGUGGUCCAGUUCUGCGAGAUCCUGUCUGCCCCAGAGGUGAGCCGUUGGGCAGGGCCCAUCAUCGACGUCCUCCUGGACUAUGUGGGCAACGUGCAGCUCUGCUCGCGGCUGAAGGAACACAUCGACAGCUUCGAGGACUGGGCUGUCAUCAAGGAGAAGGCAGAACUUCCCAGACCUCUGGCUCACCUGUGCCGGCUGCGCGUGAGAAAGGCCGUGGGGAAGCACCGCAUCAAGCUCCUGGACGACCUGCCGCUCCCCGGCAGGCUGAUCAGGUACCUGAAGUACGAGAGCACCCAGUAACCGAGGCUGCGAGGAGGAGCGGCUCCUCAGACUGUUUCACUAAAGCCUCAGGACGGAGGCGGCGGCCCCAAGCCCCAGGGGAGGGGACCUGGUGGUAGACAGAGGCUGUGGGCUGCCGGCCGCGCGGCUGGGGCAGCUGCCGCCUCCUUGCCAGGUCUCUGGGCCCGAGCUUUGCCCGGACCAGAGAACAGAAUGUGUCAAGUAGAAGAAAAACCGUGUUUGUUUUCAAACUGCUGAGUAGACCCCGGACCUUCUCUGCCAUUGGGAAUGGCGGAGCCUCCAUCCCUGGGCCUGGGAGGGGGGCGCAGGGCAGAACUUGGGGUGGCCUGGGGGAAGGUGGGAGCCAGCAGGGAAGCCCUGGCCCCAACGCUGGGCUGUGGCUGGAGCACUUUCAGGGAUGAGUCUGCCUUUCCAAGACAACCUAGCUGCGGGGCUGUCCCCGUCCCCUCCCCCUUUGCUCCGCAAAACUCUCCACUUGACUUCUGAGCUUUCUUCUCGGAGGUGUGGUCUGGUGGGGGUGGCUGGGAGGCCCACCUUAAGUACAAUAAAUGUUGCAGAGAUGA
Mirounga angustirostris (Northern elephant seal) is the source of this 3652-nucleotide messenger RNA. It is a transcript of the gene ASB2, whose product is annotated as ankyrin repeat and SOCS box containing 2. The coding region runs from base 1197 to 3089 and encodes 630 amino acids. The record is from RefSeq and is a predicted model, not a curated record. Gene Ontology annotation, molecular function: protein binding. Gene Ontology annotation, biological process: innate immune response; intracellular signal transduction. Gene Ontology annotation, cellular component: cytoplasm. NCBI's taxonomy places the organism in Eukaryota, Metazoa, Chordata, Mammalia, Carnivora, Phocidae. The transcript is spliced from 12 exons.